Messenger RNA from Diaporthe amygdali, 621 nucleotides. Its product is annotated as cation diffusion facilitator family metal ion. Bases 1 to 621 code for a protein of 206 amino acids. Gene Ontology annotation, cellular component: membrane. The transcript has 2 exons. Gene Ontology annotation, molecular function: zinc ion transmembrane transporter activity. The record is from RefSeq and is a predicted model, not a curated record. Gene Ontology annotation, biological process: intracellular zinc ion homeostasis; zinc ion transmembrane transport. NCBI's taxonomy places the organism in Eukaryota, Fungi, Ascomycota, Sordariomycetes, Diaporthales, Diaporthaceae.
AUGCUCGGUGUUCUCGUCCAUGUCGUCGGCGACGCCAUCAACAACAUUGGGGUCAUCAUUGCAGCCGUCAUCAUAUGGCAGACACGUUCUGAGGCCCGGUUCUACGCUGAUCCGGCGGCGAGCAUGUUUAUCGCUAUAAUGAUCUUUAUCAGCUCCAUCCCACUAACCAAGAACUCGGGGGCUAUCCUGCUAGAGAGCGCCCCUCGAGGCGUCGAAAUUGACGAUGUGAAGCAUGAUCUUGAACAGAUCCCUGGGAUUGAAUCAGUCCAUGAGCUGCACAUCUGGCGGCUCGACCAGCAAAAGGCCAUUGCGUCCGCCCACGUUGUCGUCUCGGACCAGUCCAUGUCAAACUUCAUCGAGAAGGCCCGCACCGUCAACGAAUGUCUCCAUGCCUACGGCAUCCACUCGUCCACCCUGCAACCAGAGACGGCCGAGGAAUCGACCGAGGCUCCGCAGGAUGCUACUAGCACCGCUGUCACUACUGUUGCUGCAAGUUCUGGCAGCGUCUCCGACGGCGUCGGCUCUGCUCUUAGGAGGAGGAGGCUCGACCCGGCGGCCUGCCAGAUGAUUUGCAGCAAUCUGUGCCACAAUUUGAUGUGCUGCACCAAGAUUGAGACCUGA